Molecule: messenger RNA, 1839 nt
Organism: Urocitellus parryii (Arctic ground squirrel)
Lineage: Eukaryota; Metazoa; Chordata; Mammalia; Rodentia; Sciuridae
Gene: Msto1
Product: misato mitochondrial distribution and morphology regulator 1
Biological process (GO): mitochondrion organization
Cellular component (GO): mitochondrion; cytoplasm
Source: RefSeq, a predicted model, not a curated record
CCACAGGCCUGUGGAGCCAAUCGGCUAGGAGCAGCGAGCGGACUGGCAGGGGCGGUGGGACCGAGUGGAGUGGCGAGGCAUGGCGGGCGGGGCCGGAGAGGUGCUUACGCUGCAGUUGGGACAUUUUGCCGGUUUCGUGGGAGCGCACUGGUGGAACCAGCAGGAUGCUGCGCUGGGCCGAGCAACCAGCGCCCAGGAGUCCCUGGGAGAACUGUGCCCUGAUGUCCUGUAUCGGACGGGCCAGACGCUGCAUGGCCAGGAAACGUACACGCCGCGACUCAUCCUCAUGGAUCUGAAGGGCAGUCUGAACUCCCUCAAAGAGGAAAGUGGACUCUACUGGGACAAACAGCUAGACGCAGCAGUAGCUUGGCAUGGGAAGCUUACCACACACAAAGAGGAAGUUUAUCCCAAAAACCCUCAUCUCCAGGACCUUCUGAGUGCUGAGGGAGURCGGAGUAGUGAUGGUUUCUGGAGGGUCAAAUCCAUCCCUAAUGGCAAAGGUCCCCCACCAGUCACCACUGCUGAAAUUCCAAAACCAYUAGAGAGCAGUGUCAGAGUCUGGUCAGACUUCCUCAGAGUCCAUCUCCAUCCCCGGAGCAUCUGUAUGAUUCAGAAGUACAACCAUGAUGGGGAAACAGGUCGGCUGGAGGCUUUUGGCCAAGGGGAGAGUGUCCUGAAGGAACCCAGGUAUCUGGAAGAGCUGGAGGACAGACUGCACUUCUACGUAGAGGAAUGUGACUACUUGCAGGGCUUCCAGAUCCUGUGUGACCUGCAUGAUGGUUUCUCUGGGGUAGGUGCCAAGGCUGCAGAGUUGCUACAAGACGAGUAUUCAGGGCGGGGAAUAAUAACCUGGGGCCUGAUCCCUGGUUCCUGCAGUCUUGGGGAGCCUCAGAAAAACAUCUAUCGCCUGUUGAACACAGCAUUCGGACUGGUGCACCUGACUGCUUACAGCUCUUUCGUCUGCCCCUUAUCCUUGGGUGGGAGCCUGGGCCUGCGACCCCAGCCGCCUGUCAACUUCCCUCACCUGCAUUAUGAUGCCACUCUGCCCUUCCACUGUAGUGCCAUCCUGGCCACAGCACUGGAUACAGUCACUGUUCCUUAUCGACUCCGUUCAUCUCCAGUUUCCAUGGUCCACCUGGCUAAUAUGCUGACCUUCUCUGGGAAAAAGGUGGUGACAGCAGGAGCAGUCAUCCCCUUCCCCUUGGUUCCAGGCCAGUCCCUCCCUGAUGCCUUGGUGCAGCUCGGAGGAGCCACCCCAUGGACCCCAUUGUCUGCAUGUGGGAACUCCUUGGGAACACGCUGCUUUGCUCAGUCAGUGGUGCUGAGAGGUAUAGACAGAGCGUGCCAUACCAGUCAGCUCACCCCAGGGACACCUCUGCCUUCUCCUCUCCAUGCGUGUACCACUGGAGAAGAAGUCUURGCUCAAUAUUUACAUCAGCAGCAGCCUAGAGUCACAAGUUCUUCCCAUCUGCUGCUGACUCCCUGCAGGGUGGCUCCUCCUUACCCCUACCUCUUCUCAAGCCUCGGCCAGCAGGGUAUGGUUCUGGAUGGUCCCCCCAGGGGCACAGCAGUGCACAGCAUCCCAGUGUUUGGGGCUCUGUGCUCCUCUUCAUCCUUGCACCAGACCCUGGGAGGCUUGGCCACAGAGCUCACCAAACUGGACCUGCGACGCUGGGCCUGCUUCUUGGAUGCUGGGGUGGAACAGGAUGAGAUGGAGGAGUUGCUGCAGGAGCUCCACAGUCUGGCCCAGUGCUACCAGGAUGGCGGCGGCMUCAUGGACUAGAGUAGGGCGGGGGGAGGGCCACAGCUAAUUGGCAAUAAAAGCUGCUGAAUUUAAGA